AAAGGACAAAAGAUUAAGCUUCCCUCAUCAGUCUCUUCCACGCACGAGACCAGAAUCCCUUCCCCGUUCACGCCACUGCUUCUCCCAGCACCACCGGUGACGGACGACGGGUGCCGAACGUCGACGGACGACUUCUCUCCUCUCUGGCUUUUUUCCGAUGUGGUUCAAAUCCGGCGAGGUAGCUCUUCUCUCGCCCUUUUUCGGUGCUUUCCGGCGAGGUCCCAUUCUCUUCGGGUUUCCGUUCAGGUAAGGUGCCCUUUUCGACGCGGUUUCUGUUUUCGCCCUUUUUCUGGGUAUCUAUUGUGUGUUUUUGCCUUUUUGGCUUUUCACAUUUCUAUUGUAAGGUGCCUGUGAGAUGAUACUGUGCUUUUAGCUUUCCCCCCCUGUUUUUUGGGUUUCUAUUGGGGUGAUAUAGUGUGUUUUCGUCCUUUACCCUGUUUUUGCGUUUCUUUCAGUCACUUUCUUUUUAAGAUUAGUGAUAAACAUUAGGUAAAAUUUUAUAAUAGAAAUCUGCAUUAUAUUUUUUAUUAACGUAUCAAAGACGUAUCGCAUCCUUAAUUUCAAAAAAUUCGCCGGAUCCGUGUUGUGCCUUACCCGUGCUGUAUCCCGUAUCUAGGCUUCAUAGCUUACUAUGCUUGAUUGCUUGGCCCAGAACACCAAAUCGAAUCCUAAAGCCCAUGCAUGACACUAACACAAUACUCAAUAGCAAUACCCUUUGAACUUAGAAGCAGUUCACACAUUUCAAAAUAGAAGAGGGAAGAACCCUUUUGGGUUGAGGGUAUGGUUCCCCAACUGAAUUUUGUUUCUUGGACACUCCCUUUGAUUUUCCCUAAAAGUUAUCUAUGAUCAACUACUAAUUUUUGUCAUAAAAGUCUAGGUUUCUCUUUUCUGUUGUGCAUUUUGAAUAUCCAGCGACUUCCAUCUCAUUUAAUUGUUUGGAUGCUUUAUUAUGAACUGAUUGGUCUCGUCUUUUUUCUGUCAUAUGUUCUGUCUCAGUUUCAUCACUGGUUAUUUUGGGUACCCGGUUUCAUUCAGUAAGACUGAUGAUUUGGGACGUAUCAAAGAUAAUUGUGUAAAACAUGAGGGAGGAAGUAUCAAUAAGAUUGAACGCCCAGUCAGUAAUUCAAUAAAUUAUUUAUGCAAAAAGUUGCGUCAUUUUCUGUUGGGAACCCAAAAAUUCUAUUAACUAAAAUAGGAGAUAAUCUCUCCUCCAAAAGGUUCCCCCUUUUGCAACAGUCACUGCUCUGUCCCCACAAGGUUUACUAAUCUGUAUGGCCUGGCCCAUAACAUCUUAUUAAUCUUUUUUUUUUUUUAUUUCAGAUUUAUUAUACUUUUCUUACAAGGUGUGUGUGGUUUACAUUUGUGUUAAAGCUUGAUCCAGGGCAGUUUGAUAAUGUUUAAGCUUUGAUACUUGAUGCAAAGUUGCUGUUGCACUAUCUAGGAAAUCAUUUGGCUGGCAUGGACAUAGCACAUUGCUAUUUAAAGGGUAAUGCUGAUUCUGUGGAGUUUUGUCCACAUGAUUCCUACCAGAAUGUUUUAGCGGUAUCCACUUACACAUUACAAGAAAGUUGUCAGCCCAGUUGACAUGGAAGCAUUUCACUCUUCAGUGUUGAUGUGGACACAGGUCACCUUGACAUGGUUUUUAGUGAGGAAACUGCUGGGAUUUUUGACAUAAAAUGGAGUCCAGCUGGAGGGCAUGCAAGUCCUUUUCUAGCUCAAGCAGAUGCUGAUGGAUACUUGAGGAUUAAAAUACUGGGGGGUUGCUGUAAUGGAGUGGAAGGGGCUAAUCUAAAGGAGAUCACAAAUGGAAAAAUCAGUAACUCUAUGUGCCUGUACCUGGAUUGGAAUCCUUCAGCUACAUCCAUCACAGUAGGGCUUUCUGACGGCUCUGUGUCGAUUGUUUCUCUUCUUGAAUCCAAGCUAGAAAUACAAGAUGAGUGGAAGGCACAUGAUUUUGAACUUUGGACAACCUCCUUUGACAUCCACCAACCAAAUUUGGUAUACACCGGCUCUGAUGAUUGUAAAUUCAGUUGCUGGGAUUUGCGAGAUAAACCUCCCAAUGUGGUAUUUCAGAGCUCUGAAGUCCACAAAAUGGGUGUUUGUUGCAUUGAGAAGAGUCCACAUGACCCAAAUACCUUGUUAACUGGCAGCUAUGAUGAAUACCUAAGGGUAUGGGAUUUAAGAUCAAUGUCAAAACCCCUUAAUAAGACUUCAAUUAACUUGGGGGGAGGAGUUUGGAGGGUUAAGCACCACCCCUUCAUUCCAGGUUUGGUUUUGGCUGCUUGUAUGCACAAUGGUUUUGCUAUUGUCGCCAUUAAAGGCAACAAUGCUGAAGUGUCGGAAACUUACAAGAAGCAUGAUUCUCUUGCCUAUGGAGCAGACUGGCAGAAAGGAGAAGCAAAUCACAUAGGUGGGAAUACCAAACCUCUAGUGGCUACUUGCUCAUUCUAUGACAAACUUGUUCGGGUGUGGAGGCCAGGAAAUGAUAUUGUCUUGUAGAAUGUAGAUUGAUGCUUAACGUUAUAGCCCACUUGGAAAUGUGAUACAUAGUUGUUUAUUUAUUGAAUCAUGGUUGAAUUAUAUGACACGGCUUGAAGGAUGAUCAAACGUGUCACUCUUUCAUAAUCGUUUUUACUCACUCAUUCACGGCUUGAAGGAUGAG
Molecule: messenger RNA, 2662 nt
Organism: Glycine soja
Lineage: Eukaryota; Viridiplantae; Streptophyta; Magnoliopsida; Fabales; Fabaceae
Product: diphthine methyltransferase homolog
Exons: 2
Coding region: 1636-2499 (287 amino acids)
Molecular function (GO): protein binding
Source: RefSeq, a predicted model, not a curated record